Molecule: messenger RNA, 840 nt
Organism: Rotaria socialis
Lineage: Eukaryota; Metazoa; Rotifera; Eurotatoria; Philodinida; Philodinidae
Source: the annotation of a GenBank genome assembly
AUGAAAGUAUUGAUAUUUACAGCACUUCUUUGUAUUCUGGGUUUGGCAAACUGUCAAAAUUGGAAUAAGAACCAUUGCGGCCAACGUCCAUUAGUGUCUAAUGAUGAUAUAGGAAAAGUUGUAGGUGGUUUUCAAUCAGCAGUUGGCGAUUGGCCAUGGUCGUGCUCUAUGCGUAAUCCAACAAGUCACAUUUGCGGUGGUUCAUUGAUUAACAGUCAAUGGAUUGCUACUGCAGCACAUUGUGUAAACAAAGCCAGUCAACCAGGUGCAUACAGAUGGAAAUGUGGUUUAAAUCACCGAAACACUCACGACACAUACACAAGAGAAUUCGUAUCAGUCCGUUUUGUUGUUCAUGAAAACUAUAACUCACGAAUCAUUCAAAAUGAUAUUGCUGUGUUUCAAAUAAGUAAUACCGACAUUACCUUUGAUAAUUACGUUAUGCCAGUUUGCUACCCUGCUGCAAAUACUGAUUAUGCAGGUCAAACUUCAAUUGGUAUGGGCUGGGGUACAUUAUUAUCUGGUGGCAGUCUCGCUACUUAUCACAUGGAAGUUGCAAUGCCUAUUUUGACUAAUGCUGCAUGCACAAGCAAAUUCGGCGGAGCAUCUCAAUUGAAUUCAGCAACUCAAAUCUGCGCUGGUGAAACCGGUUAUAACAAAGAUACAUGUCAAGGUGAUUCAGGUGGUCCAUUGGUUAUGCAACAUGCUGAUAAACUUUGGUAUUUGGGUGGUUUGACAUCAUGGGGUUAUGGAUGUGGUGAUGGUGGUGUUUAUACUCGACUUUCAGCGUUUCGUACCUGGGUUGAAGGUUAUGUUGGAGCACUUCCAACUGGUUCCGGUUAA